This is a messenger RNA of Pichia membranifaciens NRRL Y-2026, 1290 nucleotides long. RefSeq lists its product as hypothetical. NCBI's taxonomy places the organism in Eukaryota, Fungi, Ascomycota, Pichiomycetes, Pichiales, Pichiaceae. The transcript has a single exon. Gene Ontology annotation, molecular function: RNA binding. The record is from RefSeq and is a predicted model, not a curated record. Bases 476 to 1180 code for a protein of 234 amino acids.
CGGAAGCAAAAAAAAAUAAAAAAGGACUGAAAUUUUUCAGAAAAUAGAGGAAAAGAGAAAAUCCGAAAAGAUGACGAGGCGAGCAUGUCGGGGAAGUCGAAGCAGACAAGCUGAAAUUGAAGACGAUCAGCACGUCAGAGAAGCAGCAGCAGUAAAGGUUAACAGUGGUAGAGAGAGCCAUUGGAAAAUCCGGAGACGGAGUUGAGACCGAACGUCCACUAACAUAGAAUAGAUCUGUGCACAUAUGUCCAGAGAGAGGAGCUUCGAGAGAGACGACGUCGGGACCGACUUCAGUGCCGACGUUACAGACGACAUUAAGGACGAUGCCAGAGACGAAUUGAGGGAAGGUGGUGUUUUUGAAGGUGUGAGGGAGGAUCGGAGAGAAGAGUGGGACAGAGAAAGAGGCCGGGAGAGGGGCCGGGAGAGAGGCAGAGAGCGGGGCAGAGGUGGUCCCGGCGGUGCAGGCGGCCGGGGUAUGCCAUCCCGGUCGAAGGACGCUGUUCCACGGGCGACGCUAUACGUUACCGGGUUUGUGAAGGGGACGAGUGCCAAGCGUCUUGCAGAGGUGUUUGAGGCAUACGGCCCGCUAGCACAGGUGAACGUGAUGCCGCCCCGCCACAGCGACGGGGAGCAGUAUGCGUUUGUUGCGUUUCGCAAGAUCGACGACAUGAACGCCAUUCUAGACGACGUCGAGGACGGCCGGGUGCUCGAUGAUGGCUUGGCGCUUGACCCGGACCGGGGGAUCGCCUGCGAGCGGGCCAGGCGGCUUCCUGUCUCGCAGCGGAACAUCGAACGCAGACGUUUUGACGGCGGACGACGUGACCACGGGUACCGGGAAGACAGACGGGCUCCCGACAGAAGAUACGACGAGCGGGAACGGGAGUAUCGCCGGGACGACCGCGGAAGGGGCCGGAGGUACGACGACUACGACGAUGCCGGCUCAGAUGCCCACUACAGACGAGGACGGGGGAGAGAGCGGUCGUACUCGCCCGUGAGAGAGAGACGUGGCGGUAGGGGCGGCCGAGGUGGCCGGGGUGGCCGGGGUGGCAGGGGUGACAGAGACAGGGAGGAAGCCUUCAAUGUCGACAGAGACGGCAACUUUCCUGUCGACUCCAGCGUCAACCCUGAUAUCAACCCCAACGCCGGCGCCCCUCCUCCUCCCCCUAUGAGAGACGACUAGACCAGCCAGCUAGUUAGCCCUGACUCCCGGCGCCUGGGCGCCGUGUGUAUGUAACCGUAGGAGUGUGUAGAAAAGCAACGAAGCAGAGUAACAGACGAUGCCAUCCCUCU